This is a messenger RNA of Gymnodraco acuticeps, 1129 nucleotides long. Its product is annotated as guanylin-like. Bases 428 to 757 code for a protein of 109 amino acids. Gene Ontology annotation, molecular function: guanylate cyclase activator activity. The record is from RefSeq and is a predicted model, not a curated record. The transcript has 3 exons. Gene Ontology annotation, cellular component: extracellular region. NCBI's taxonomy places the organism in Eukaryota, Metazoa, Chordata, Actinopteri, Perciformes, Bathydraconidae.
AUAUCACAGCUUUGCAAACAAGUGACUUAUUUGGUCAGCUCUGUUCGUAUGGCCUCUCCCUUAUCAGAUGGCUCUGUGGCGAAUACCUGUGGGAGAGAGAUUUAUGGGGUGGCACUGAGGCAUCUGAUGCUUAAGAAUGAAACCCAAAGUAAAUAAUCAAGUAUAGCGCUGGCGGAGGAAUCAACAGGGAUAGAGGUUAUAAAAUAUCUAAAGGAUUAUGGUUAUAAACUAAAAAGAGGAUCCAGAACGCUAACAGUGGGCAAUACCUUUGGUUAUCUUUUAGCCACGGAGUUUCCCCCCUACUUUCACUCUUAGCCAAUAAAUCCCUCACUGACCUGUCCAGACUCCCUAUAAGAGGCCGAGCAGACAUCCAGAGACACAGAAGAAUCUCUCCUCUGAACUGAGAAGCAUCUUGCAUCAUCUGAAAAUGAGAGUGCUCAGUGUCGUCCUUGUUUUGGUGCUGUGUGGGUGCAGUGGAGCUCUGGGUGUGAAGGUUAAAGUUGGAGACAGGGUCUUCCCCUUGGAGGCAGUGAAGCAGCUGAAGGAACUGAUGGAUUUAGAUGACAACGUUAGCCCUCGCGUCUCUGAGACGAGCUUGGUAGCUGCUUGUGCUAAUCCUGUCCUGCCUCAAGUCUUUUGGCCAGUUUGCCAAGGGAAGGGGACAGGCAUCAUUUUCUCCAAACUAGCCUCUAUCAUGGCGUCUUCAGAUCCUUGUGAGAUAUGUGUCAACCCUUCCUGCUAUGGGUGUCUGAACUGAGGCUGCCAUCUGCUAGAAACAUACACACGUCUGACUGAGAGCCUUUGGGGCCGUCAUCCUACAUCCUUCUUUAACAUUCUUAUGGCAACCAUUGACUUCGGCAAUACACAUCCUGUCCCCUAACCAACCACAAUGGGUCUCAUGACUCACUGGUCGACAUACACAUUUUUAAUUGAUAUAUAGGCUUAUCAAAAAAUGUAAAACUGGGUUUUGACCAUUUUUACAAGUUUUGGUAGAUGCUAAAGUAAAAUGGCAAAGCAGAGGUUUUGCAUUAUUUUAAUAUUACUUUGUUGUCUUCUUAUUGAACUUUUUAUUUAUUGAGUGUGUGCAGCUUCUUGAUAAUAAAAAUAUGUAUUCUUUGCAUCCUUAAAA